Suillus subalutaceus is the source of this 2490-nucleotide messenger RNA. Its product is annotated as WD40-repeat-containing domain protein. Gene Ontology annotation, molecular function: protein binding. The record is from RefSeq and is a predicted model, not a curated record. The coding region runs from base 216 to 2309 and encodes 697 amino acids. NCBI's taxonomy places the organism in Eukaryota, Fungi, Basidiomycota, Agaricomycetes, Boletales, Suillaceae. The transcript is spliced from 5 exons.
UAUCAUGCCAUCAUGUGGCUGACGCGUCUUGACGGUCACGCGGUCCCGUAAGUUUUGUACCACGUGACCGACGCGUCUUGUUCGUCGCGCGCUGUCACCUGUGGAACUCGUUCAAUCAAUUCUCUGUAUUUAUCAUCCAACUUGUUUGCACUCCUUCAUUCACUGUCAACUACUCCUUGAGAAUCAACCAGUGAUAAUUUUACAACGCGACUAACAUGCUUGCCUUGGUCACCACGACAGCCCUCGCGCUGGCUUCUCCUGUCACCCUAAAGAAUCCUCCAUCUUUGCUUCCAAUAAGCCAGCCUCUUCCAUCUCAAUAUUUUGCAUCAGCGUGGUCUCCCGAUAACUCAUCUCUCUAUCUUGCCUCUCCCUUUAACAUCGAUCGCUUCAUAAUCUCGGAAAGCCGAUUAGAUGAGCCAACAUACGUGCAGUCCAAGGAAGAAGGAGAGAUAAAUGCUAUGGCAGUAACUCCGUCAGGAAAUGUAGUAUUGGGCGUCGGGGGGAAGGUGAUCGUGCUGGAAUACGCAACUGGAUCAACAAAAGUGUUCAAAACGUUCGAAUCUCAUGGAACGACGAUUACCGCGCUGGCUGUGUCAAACGACAGUACACUCAUCGCUUCCGCCUCUUCAAAGGGCGUCCAUAUUCACGAUCUACUCGCUCCUACCAAACAUACAUCUCUCCCCCUUCCCACCAGUGCUCCGAGGUCUGUGAGCACCAUGACAUUCCAUCCUCAUGUUCGAACCCGUCUGCUUCUUGGUCUCGGCCGUGAUAUGCUGGUAUAUGACGUGGAAAAUCCUUCUGCGCCUGUGAAACCUAUUACCAUGGGACGGGAUGUAGUGGGCAUCGCGUGCAGCCCGUUUAGCAAGACGCUCGUUGCUGUUGCAAGCACAGAUAGCGUCGGCCUUGUUGAUUUGGAUAAGGAUAAGGGGUUAUUUAAGACAGUCUUGUCAUCGCAGCUCAUUACCUCGAUCGUAUUUUCACCCGAAGGUGCAGCUAUCUACCUCGGUGUGCGGGAUGGACUGAGGAUUCUCAAUCUCAGAGAACUAGACAAGGAGAUGAAGAGAGUUUCUGUGGGCGAGGCUGGACAAGGAGUAGUAUGUCUCGCUGUUCAGAAAAAACUAAAAGCCUCUGCGUCUGCUGUUAAACCAAGUCUUUCCAAUCCACCAGCAAACUCCCCUCCUGCACGUGCUCGUGCCAAAGCAGCCUCAAACGUUCGUUCCCCCCCUCCGACCUGUACUUUCUCGCCAUCGAGGAAUCCUAUAUCACCGCGUAGUGGCAGAGGCACCAACAGUUCUGGUGAGUUACUUUUUAUGCGCAAUAUAUCAACUGGCGUGCUGCGCACCAGGGUGUCUACAUCGCGGGAAAACAUCUUUGAUGAUGCAAGUGGCACCUCAAUGCGAUCGAGUGCACGCGCCGCAGCGUCCCAAAAAUCAGGGGUAUCGGGUAUUCAUGCUCACCCUGGCGAGUCGAUCUCCGCUAGACUGGCCUCAUUGCGCACAGAUAAAUCGCGAGAGACUAGGGUUGCUUCCGGAUCGUCUGCUCGUUCCGAUAUUACACGGACGUCGUCGAACUCAAGUGUUGGCACGAAAACCAAAGGGUCUUCGUUAAAGCGUGCCCCAUCGACAAUAUCGAUCUCUUCAUCGAAGACAAGGGACAGCACUCGCUCAAAGACACCUACCAAUGAAGACCAGGAUGCACGCACAGAUUUAUCGUCUCCGGAUUUGCCAAUAGACCCCGUAACCCCCGUCUCCGACAUGAAGAGACAGACAGCAGGAGUAGCUGUUGAAGCCCAGAAACCAAGGGUAAGAACAAGUGUAGGGAGGACGAGGACAGAGACGGGGAGCACAGGUCUUGGUGUUAUCGGUACCGCAAAGUCCAGGGGAAGCAAGAACAAAGGGAAAGAAAAAGAGGUCGAUAUGGAUGCGGAAGAUGCUGGCAAGUGCGAGGAGCUAGACGCCGUGGAAGAAGACGAAGAAGGGGCGCAAAUAGCCCGUGAGCGCGAGCUCUUGAUGCAAGUUUCCCCUCGCCGCCCCGCGGCACAGACCCAUGUUCCAUCACCACUUCGGCGAACCUCUGGCCCCUUAUCUAUGCAAUCUGGCGCAAGCGGUGCAUACGAGCUCUUCCAGGGGCUCAUUGCGGAUAUGCAAGCCAAGAACCACGCAGACAUGAAAGCGCUGCAUGUUGACAUGCUGCGAAUGGGGCGCGGGCUUCGGCAGGAGAUGGAGGAGUGGGGCGGGGAGGUGAAAAAGUUGAGGGAGGAGAAUGAGAGGUUGCGGGAAGAAAACGAUAGGCUGAGGAGAGGGUACUGAGCAUCCCUCAGGUUAUUUUGGGAGAUGGACCGGUGUAUUGGUUUGUAUGAUUUCGACCCUUUUGCAAUACACUAGUGUAGCCAGUAGAAUGUUGUAUAAUCCUUUCCGGUGCCCCGCUUCUCUCCAAUCGGGUUCUGUACGUCUAGAGGAAUUAGUUAACUGUGUACAGUGCGCCAUGUGA